AUGGGGCUCAACCGGUUGCUUUCACCAUUUACAUUGCUGCUGUUUUGUACAGUAUGCGCCGCCCUGGCGGAGGACGAGCAACACGACGCGCACGAGGGAGACGACGUGACGCUCCAGUGCCGCUUCACCCUGCAGCCCAGCGCGGGGGAGUCCCUCACCUACUACUGGGUGCGGAACACGGCCAGCGGCCACGACAACGUCGCAAUCGGGAACAUACCGCUAGAGACUAACUACCAAAUAAAGUACGCGCCGUCGGAGGGCCGCUUCGACCUGCUGGUGUCGAACGUGACGUACGAGCGGGACAACGGGCGGUUCGAGUGCCGCGUGAAGGCGGGCGGCUCGGGGCGCACGCUGCACGCGCAGGGGCACGCGCUGACGGUGCUCACGCCGCCGCAGCCGCCGCGCCUCGGCCCCGGGCCGCACGCGCUGGCGCACGAGGAGCGCGAGCUCGCCCUCCAGUGCUCCACCGCCGGCGGCUCCCCGGAGCCCUCCAUCAAGUGGUACCGCGAGGGUUCUCCGGCUGCCCUGGAGGCGUCAGUCGAGCACGGGAGGACGCGAGCCGAACCCUCGGUGGCGACGCUGGUGCUGAUGCCGCAUAGGGAAGACGACGCCGCGGUCUUCCGCUGCGUGGUGUGGAACCGAGCGAUGGCCGACGGCCGCCAGUACAACGCCACCGUCCAGCUCAGCGUCAAUUAUUUCCCGCGAGUGGAAGUUGGGCCGGAGAAUCCCCUGCGUGUAGAAGUGGACGGCACAGCAACGAUGGAGUGCAAAGUCGAUGCUAAGCCCAAAGUGACGAGCGUGCGUUGGACAAGAAACGGGAAAUAUAUAUCCAACUCUUUCUCGCACACGAUACAAGGGGUGGCGGUGCAGGACGCCGGCCAGUACACCUGCUCGGCAGACAACGGACUCGGGAGACCCGGAGAGAAAGAGAUAACUCUAGACGUCCUUUACCCUCCCACCGUCACCAUCGACUCGAAGACCUACGAGGCGGAGGAGGGUGGCAACGUGGAGAUCCGAUGCGACGUCUCCGCCAACCCCGAGCCGGUCUCCAUCGAGUGGACGAUGGAGGGGAAACCGGAGUUCCGUCAGAAAGGGAAGACGCUGACACUGACAAGGGUCGACGCCGACGUGGCGGGGACGUACACGUGCAGGGCCCUGAACGUCAUCUCCACAAGCGGCGGCAACCGGAUCGAGAGGGCGAGCAGCGCGUCCGUGGCGGUGCUGGUGCGCCACAAGCCGGGCAGAGCGCACAUCAGCCCCGAGCGGCCGGUGGCGCAAGAGGGCGCCGGCGUGACGCUCGCGUGCAGCGCCAAGCCGCCCGGCUGGCCCGCGCCCCAGUUCCGCUGGUUCCGCGACAUCGACGCCGCCGACGCCAACCCCGUUGUGCUCGCCACCGGCGCCACGUACAACAUACCGAACGCGCACCUCGGCAGCGAGGGCGUCUACCACUGCCAGGCCACCAACGAGCUGGGCCACGGCGAGCUCGCGUCCGUCACGCUCGAGGUGCACCAGCCGCCCCGCUUCCAGUCGAAGCUGCAGCCGCACGCGACGAAACGCUCACGCGAGCAGAACUUCUCGCUGUCGUGCAGCGCCUUCGGGAAGCCGCUGCCCACGGUCAAGUGGUACAAGGACAACUCCGAGAUCAAGCCGGACGUGAACCUGUACGAGGUGAAGACGGACGUCACCGAGGGCCGCGACUCCGUGUACAACGUGCAGAGCACUCUGAGGUUCUACGGCAAGGCGCGGCCCAACGUCAACGACCUCAUACCGGACGACAGGGGCUCGUACACGUGCGCGGUCGAGAACGAAGUGAAGAAAAUCGAGUCGUCCAUGCACCUCAGGAUAGAGCACGAGCCGAUAUCGAUCCGGCAGCAGAGGAAGGUGGCGUUCGACGUGAUGGAGGCGGCGGAGAUAUCGUGCCGCGUGCGCGCGUACCCGAAGCCCGAGUUCGUGUGGCACUUCGGGGGCGGGGCGCCGCUGCAGCCGUCCGAGCGCUACGACAUCACGUCGGCCGAGGACGGCGACUCGUACCUCAGCGUGGUGCGCAUUCGCAGCGUGCGCCCGCAGGACUACGGCGAGUACCGGUGCAGCGCGAAGAACGCGCUCGGCGCGAUAUCGCCGCUGGUGGUGCUGCAGCCGAAGGGCGCGCCCGAGCCGCCGCGCGCGCUGGCCAGCCAGCGCGUGGGCGCCGGCCACGUGGCGCUGCGCUGGGAGGCGGGCUUCGACGGCGGCCUCGCCACCAAGUACUUCGUGCUGUACCGGCGCGUGGCCGGCGGCGGCCAGUGCGCGCCGCGCGCCGACGACGGCUGGCGCGAGUACGACUGCGCGCGCGCCAACCCGUGCAACGUCACGCGCCUCGAGCAGCACAACACCUACUCGUUCAAGGUGAAAGCGGUGAACACGAAGGGGCAGAGCAACUACUCGAACGAGAUAACGGUGACGACGAAGGUCGACAAGAUCGCGCCGCCGGAGCAGCUGACGUACGAUCCGAGUACGCGCGCGGUGGUGUUCAGCGUCGGCGCCACCUGCCUCGACCUGGUGGCCGUGGCGGAGGGCCUGGGGAGGGCCGGCGGAUGGCAGGUGGUGGAGACGAUACCGCUGAGCGUUUCUGGGGUGAGCAGCAGCGUGCAGAGGGGCGUGCUGGCGGCGCCGGGCGCGGCGGAGGCGGGGGCGCGGGGGCCGGCCGUGCCGCCCCCCAUGGACGAGCUCAACCCGCGGCUCCGCCUGCGCCUCUGCCUGCUCAACAACCAGGACGUCUGCAGCAACUACGUAGAGGCGGACAUUGGUCCAGCCUACAUCAAGGAAGCGUCCGCCUUGACGACAGCAACAUUAAUCGCGAUCGUGGUUUCGGUCAUAGUGUUCGUUCUAUUCCUGUUUCUGCUCUUCAUUUUCUGCCGGUGCAAGCGUACCGAGAAGAAGAAGAAAGACUAUGAGAUGGCCUCGAUAGGCCACGGAAUGUCGCUUACGUCGCCCAAGAAUCAAGCGCCACCGCCAUAUAUGGAGUACCCCAAUGCUGGCAUGGAGAACAAAGCUCUGGAACAUUCGAUGGAACUGUCCAUGGACGAUUCGAAGAAUGCCGUGUACGCGACGCAGGCCGCGUACGGAUAUCACAUUGCGCCACACGCCACGCCCACGCAUGUCGGACAAAACAUGUCUAAUCUGGACUGGGUGAACACCGGCUACAUGGACAAGGGCUACGCGAACAGCAACAACGGCGGCAGCGUGAACUCGCAGGACUCGCUGUGGCAGAUGAAAAUGGCCGCCGCCAACAACGCCGGAAUGAUGAUGCUGGAGCGUAGCAGCAACUACGGCUACGACCCAAUGCACGCCGGCUACGGAACGAUAGACGACUACGCCGCCUACCAGCCGCUGCCGCACACCGCCCACGCCGCCCACGGCCCGCCCAACGCCGACUACAUGCGCACCUCGCAGAACCCCUCGCGGCAGGACUACUGCUCGGACUCCUACGCGUCCGUGCACAAGCCCAAGAAGCGUAUGGAACAGCACACAGAGUCGCCGUACCACGAGGUGAGCGGGCUGCCGGAGGCGUACGCGGCCGCUGAGGAGGGGGGCGCGGAGGACAAGCCGCCGCCGCUCUCCCUCAGCUACGACGAGUCCCUCGAGUCCGGGUACUCCACCCCCAACUCGCGCGCCAGGCGCGUCAUCCGCGAGAUCAUCGUG
This is a messenger RNA of Iphiclides podalirius (scarce swallowtail), 3681 nucleotides long. NCBI's taxonomy places the organism in Eukaryota, Metazoa, Arthropoda, Insecta, Lepidoptera, Papilionidae. The record is from the annotation of a GenBank genome assembly.